Messenger RNA from Osmia bicornis bicornis, 1343 nucleotides. RefSeq lists its product as uncharacterized. The transcript has 6 exons. NCBI's taxonomy places the organism in Eukaryota, Metazoa, Arthropoda, Insecta, Hymenoptera, Megachilidae. The record is from RefSeq and is a predicted model, not a curated record. The coding region runs from base 533 to 1021 and encodes 162 amino acids.
UUUACCGACGGCGACUCCACUCAUUGAACGGCAACAGGUUACAAGUCAAUAUGGCGUCGAAAUAACCCGUGAAAUACGCUAAAAACGCUCACUUUUACACACGUAUAACUUCUGAACCGAUGGAUUCCGCGCCUUAAAACUAGGAUUUUUAGAUUCUACUCCUAAAUUACUUCAAGAAGUCGAUAAGGUAGUUGUGCCAUGCAUGCUCCAGCGAGGUAUGGUAAGAGAAGAACUGGUAAAACAGACAACUGUUAUACCAACCGUGGAAACCUAACCUCAUCUCGGGGUACCGCGGACACUAAAAAUGGCGACUCAUCGGUAACAAAGGCAUGUUUAGUCUUGUUGUUGUAGUCAAUGAAUGGAGUUUGAAGUUUGAAGGGCCUGGAUUACUAUACUCGUAGGCUACGGGUCGUAACGGUUAUUAUUAUUAGAGUCGUACUCAAAAACGAAAAUUACCUUAAUCUUUAGUCGAUUUAACCGAAGGGACAGAAAAACAAAAAUAUAGAAAUAAAGUUGAGAAUACGAGUAAAUUAUGCGUGUUUUUCUGAGUUGCUCACCCACUACUAGCACAAGCUAUAAAUCAUAUUAUGAAGCUAGAAUACAAUAUCAACCACCUUUUAUACCACCAACAGUUAUAGAAAAUAUUUCCAAGAGAUCAAAAAGGUGUAAAUUGCCAGAUACAUCUCCAUUAUCGCAUGAAUUAUUUGAUCAUGAAACACAGGCUAUGAGAUUAGCGGCAGAUGGAAAGUCACCAAUUUGGUAUUGUUUACAAGUAAUGAAUUAUUAUCAGUUUGAGAUGGAACCGAAACCUAGGUUCACCUAUUCGAGGGAUGCAGAUACUGGUAUGAUUACUGCAAGUGUUCGUUUAAGUAGUGGUAACAAAUUUAACGGUGAUCCUUGUGAAGAUUAUGAAAAAGCAUUAGGGAGUGCUGCAAAGAAAGCUUACGAGGAAGAUGAAGAACUUAGUUCAUUCUACCGGAAACAUUUUGAGUCUACCCUUUCCACAACCUUUCGGUCUUGAUAGACAAAAUAUCGAUACAUAAGGGUGAUCCUGUCGCUAUUGGACCAAAAGGAAGUGCCGCAACGAUAGAAUGAAGAAGUCGACAUCCCAUUUCUGUCAUCGCUAACUUGACGGAGGUGGCCCCUGCAGCGUAGACGGCUGUGUGCGUGAAAAUGAGUAAGAAAAUAUUCUGUUUUCCGCACCGUUUAAAUGGGACUCUGCUCCUCAUUACGCACAAUUUCAGCCGUCUUCGCUGCAGGGGCCAUCUCCGUGUGGAGGGGUCCCGGUGUGUUCUUCAGAAGUCCUGGGGCCCUCCCUAUAGCCCCAGUGUAGGCCACCGUGG